UCGAGUCUCGUGGUGUCAGUCGAAGUCAAAGAACUCGAAUCGUUUCUGUUUUAAAAAAUGACUGAACAAGAGACUGACGUGAUCUCAAACAUAGAUACGACCGAUUUAGAAGUUGCAACACUGGAGAAGCAACGAGCACGGGCAUUUUUGCGCGAACGGUUUCUACGUGUUGUUACUGGCAUUGUUGGUAAGCAAACAAAAUUUUAUUUACACGAAAAUACGCACGUAUCAGGUGAAUUCAAAGGUUGUGACGUGGAUUGUUCAGAGAUUUUUGUAAAAAGUUUAGAAACGCCAAUGGGAAAAAUUCCACAAGCCAUUCUUCGAAGCAGCGAUAUUAUCUACUUAGAUAUUGACGACAUUGUUGUUGAUGUUUUAAAAGAAAACACUACUUAAGAAAUAGAAUCACAACACUUGAGGCUCACAAUAACGAAUUAUAUUUUAUUGUUAAAAAAUAAAGAGGUGUCUUCGAAAUUACAUGUAAAUAACAUACUUUUGUGGAAAUAUAGAGAUCUAAGAUCGACGCAUA
Messenger RNA from Pseudomyrmex gracilis, 526 nucleotides. RefSeq names its product gem-associated protein 7-like. The coding region runs from base 58 to 393 and encodes 111 amino acids. Gene Ontology annotation, cellular component: SMN-Sm protein complex. Gene Ontology annotation, biological process: spliceosomal snRNP assembly. NCBI's taxonomy places the organism in Eukaryota, Metazoa, Arthropoda, Insecta, Hymenoptera, Formicidae. The record is from RefSeq and is a predicted model, not a curated record. The transcript is spliced from 2 exons.